Silurus meridionalis is the source of this 1671-nucleotide messenger RNA. RefSeq names its product noggin 1 (gene nog1). Gene Ontology annotation, biological process: dorsal/ventral pattern formation; negative regulation of BMP signaling pathway; negative regulation of cell differentiation. The transcript has a single exon. Lineage: Eukaryota; Metazoa; Chordata; Actinopteri; Siluriformes; Siluridae. The record is from RefSeq and is a predicted model, not a curated record. Bases 472 to 1161 code for a protein of 229 amino acids.
UCGAGCUGGGGUUCUUCUCAGUGGCGUCCAAGCGGCGCGAGCGGCCUGCAGCAUCCCGUGAGGGGAAAAAAACAUAGACAAAUCACACACCAUGAACACACUCCGCGCGCAAGACACGAUAACAGGUACCGGCGGGACACACGCGCGCGCACGCAGGAGAUGACCCGAGACACCGCGAGACCGUUGUUCACGUGACUUUAAUUCUUCAUCUCUGGGAACUAGAAAGACUUCAGUUUGAUUCUUCAUCAUCCUCGGGAUUGUUCGCGCGAGGUGAGGAUGCUAUGAAGGAGAGCAGCUUGGAACCGGAGCCUGGACAUACUAUGGAGCAAUAGUGCGCGUGAAGGCGACAGUACUUCGGAGUUGCCACGAGCGGGUGUGAUUUGACUUUGAUAAGGGCGCGCGCCGUGGGGUUUUCUUCUUUUUUCUUCUUUCUCUUUUUUUUGUCUAAAAAAAAAUAUAUAUAAGGACGUCAUGAUGGUGACGGUGAUGAUGUACGCGCUGAUCGUGAUGCUCGCGUUACGCACCGAGGAGGGCGCGUGCCAGCACUACUACCUGCUCCGGCCGGUGCCGAGCGACAGCCUGCCGCUCGUGGAGCUCAAGGAGGACCCUGACCCCGCGCUGGACCCGCGCGAGCGCGACCUGAACGAGACCGAGCUGCGGAGCGUGCUGGGCAGCGACUUGGACUCGCGUUUCCUCUCCGUGACGCCGCCGCCGCCGCCGUCGUCGUCGCAGGCGAAGGAACGCGAGGACGACGAGCACGCGGAGCGCGGUGUGUUCCCCGACGGCCCCAUGCCGGCGCACAUCCGCGCGCUGGACCUUGACGCGCCGCCGUUCGCCGCGGCCGGCGCGCGCCGGCGCAAGGCGGGCCGCAAGCUGAAACGGCGGCUGCAGAUGUGGCUUUGGGCGCGCUCGGCGUGCCCUGUGUCCUACACGUGGACGGACCUCGGCAGCCGCUUCUGGCCGCGUUACGCGCGCGUGGGAAGCUGCCGCAACGAGCGCUCGUGCUCCGUGCCCGAGGGCAUGAUGUGCACGCCGGCGGGCUCGUCGCGCGUCACGCUCCUGCGCUGGAGGUGCGCGCGCCGCCGGGGCGGCCUCAGGUGCGCGUGGAUUCCCAUGCAGUACCCCAUCAUCACCGAGUGCAAGUGCGCGUGCUCGAACUGACCCAUGCCCCAACACACACACACACACGCGCCUUUCCUCGAAGUUCUAACUUAUGGAUUGACUUUAUAAUAGAUAUUAAAGUUUCUAUUUUGUAUAAUAAUAAUAAUGCUGAUAUAUUUUUAUUUUUCAGAAUCUCGUUCUCUUUUUUUUUUCCUUGUGAUGCACUAUGAAGUGUAAGAAUGUAUUUUCUCAUGCUUAUGUAUAUGUCGUGCCAUGUAAAAAACCGAUAGACAGUAUUACGUGUAACCCAGAGUCUACUGUAUUUGUGAAGAAUAAAAUCUUUAUCAUUUUUUUUUAAUUAUUAUUAUUAUUAUUUUUGUUUCAUAUUUAUGUCGCCGAGAAAGAGCGAGCAGCGCAUGCGCAAACGCUGGACUCAUUUGAUUUGACUUUUUACCAUUUGUAUGUCUCACAGCUGAGGUACAUGUCAUCCUGUAAAUUAAGAGCAAUUGCUAUUUAUUCUUUAUAUUCAUAGUCUAUAAAAUAUCUGUAAAAUAAAAGUGACAUAAAUGA